This is a messenger RNA of Scophthalmus maximus (turbot), 2089 nucleotides long. It is a transcript of the gene lta4h, whose product is annotated as leukotriene A4 hydrolase. The record is from RefSeq and is a predicted model, not a curated record. The transcript has 19 exons. Gene Ontology annotation, cellular component: cytosol; nucleus. The coding region runs from base 68 to 1921 and encodes 617 amino acids. Lineage: Eukaryota; Metazoa; Chordata; Actinopteri; Pleuronectiformes; Scophthalmidae. Gene Ontology annotation, molecular function: metallopeptidase activity; zinc ion binding; epoxide hydrolase activity. Gene Ontology annotation, biological process: proteolysis; peptide catabolic process; leukotriene biosynthetic process.
CCUGUUCCCGUCGACGUCCCGUCUGUCAGACAGUCGGUCGAAUCCCACCGUUGUUACCGGACCCAUCAUGUCUUCUGACCCGUGCUCCUUCUCCUCCUUCACCAGGUUUGUCACCAGACACCUGAACUUGACCUUUGACCUGGACUUUGACAGACACGUCAUCAGGGGCAAGGUGGCGCUGACCGUGGAGGCUCUGGAGGACCGGUUCUCUUCCCUGACUUUGGACUCCAGAGAUCUGACGGUCGUCUCUGUGUCGGCCAAUGGGCAGGCGGCUCGCUUCAGUCUGGGCCCGAAACACAGCUUCAAGGGGUCACCACUGGACAUCACUCUGCCCUUUGACCUCUCCAGAGGGCAGCAUGUGAUCGUGGAGGUGACCUAUGAGACGUCUCCGUCUGCGUCGGCUCUGCAGUGGCUCGCGCCUGAACAGACGGCUGGGAAGAAACAACCGUACCUGUUCAGUCAGUGUCAGGCUCAUCACUGCAGGAGUAUGAUCCCGUGUCAGGACAGUCCAUCUGUCAAACACACCUACUAUGCCCAGGUGUCUGUCCCUAAGGACCUGGUAGCUGUGAUGAGUGCAGUGAGAGACGGACAGGAAGUAGAUCCUCAGGACAACCGUCGCAUCAUUUACAGGUUCAGACAGACGGUGCCGAUGCCGUCCUACCUGAUCGCCAUCGUGGUCGGCGCUCUGGAGAGCAGGCAGAUUGGCCCCAGGUCCAGAGUUUGGUCCGAGAAAGAGUUUGUGGAUAAAUCAGCGUUUGAGUUUUCUGAGACGGAGGCCAUGUUGAAGACAGCCGAGGACUUGGCUGGACCCUAUGUUUGGGGUCAGUACGACAUCCUGGUUCUUCCGCCAUCUUUCCCGUACGGCGGCAUGGAGAACCCCUGCCUGACCUUCGCCACGCCCACACUGCUGGCAGGAGAUAAAUCUCUGUCUAACGUGAUCGCACAUGAGAUCUCCCACAGCUGGACUGGGAACCUGGUGACCAACAAGACCUGGGAACACUUCUGGUUGAACGAGGGUCACACAGUUUACCUGGAGAGGAUGAUUGGCAGGUGUAUGGAGAGUGAACAGUUCAGACAGUUCAAAGCCAUCGGAGGCUGGAAGGAGCUGCAGGACUCUGUGAACACGUUCGGGGCCGACAACCCUCUGACCAACCUGGUUCCCAGUCUGCAGGACGUCGACCCUGACGACGCCUUCUCCUCUGUUCCCUACGAGAAAGGCUUCGCUCUGCUGUAUCACCUGGAGGAGCUGAUGGGAGGCCCAGAGGUGUUCAUGGGCUUCGUGAAGUCGUACAUCCAGCUGUUUGCCUACAGCAGCGUCACCACGGACGAGUGGAAGAAUCACCUGUUCAGCUACUUCAAAGACAAAGUGGACGUUCUGAACAAGGUGGACUGGAACUCCUGGAUGUUCACGCCCGGGAUGCCUCCUGUCAAACCUCAGUACGACACCACGCUGUCCGACGCCUGUAUCGCUCUGAGCCAGAGGUGGGUCAAGGCCAAAGACCAGGACCUGAACUGCUUCAAAGAGAGCGACGUGAAGACACUGUCGUCCCACCAGCUGAUCGAGUUCCUGUCUCUCCUGCUUCAGGAGGAUCCUCUCCCUCUGACUCAUGUGAAGAAGAUGCAGGAGCUUUAUGAUUUCAACGCCUGUAUCAACUCAGAGAUCCGCUUCAGGUGGCUGAGGUUGUGUGUGCGGUGCCGCUGGGAGGAGGCGGUUCCCAUGGCGCUGAAGAUGGCGACAGAGCAGGGCCGGAUGAAGUUCACCAGACCAUUGUUCAGAGAAGUUUUUAACUUUGACAAGUUCAGCGACGAAGCGGUUCAAGUGUUCGUGAGUCACCGAGCUGCGAUGCACCCGGUCACGUCCGGACUUGUCGGCAAAGACCUGAAGGUGGAUGCAAGUAAAACCAGCACAAACCAGAAGUAAUACGCAGAAGUCGCUGUGUCAGCAGCCAAUCAGAGCUCUGCUUUCUUACCUGCUCAUGUAUCACUGGCUUUUCUCACAAAUUAUAAUCAUAUUCAUUCUUUUCUGUCUACAUCAUGUUUCAUCUGGAGGCAGAAAACAUUUUCUUAAGAAAUAAAAUCUGACAAACUC